Messenger RNA from Dujonia railenensis, 468 nucleotides. NCBI's taxonomy places the organism in Eukaryota, Fungi, Ascomycota, Pichiomycetes, Serinales, Debaryomycetaceae. The record is from the annotation of a GenBank genome assembly.
AUGGCUAAGAAAGAAAAGAAGAACGACUCCGUCGCUGUAGAUGAAGAAGACAACUAUGAAAAGAGAAUGUCAGCUAUUUUACCAUUUGCUAAGCCAUUAGCUCCAAAGAAAUUAAAUAAGAAGGUUUUGAAGACUGUCAAGAAGGCAUCCAAGGCUAAGCAUGUCAAGAGAGGUGUCAAGGAAGUAGUUAAGGCAUUGAGAAAGGGUGAAAAGGGACUUGUUAUCAUUGCUGGUGACAUUUCUCCACCAGAUGUCAUCUCACAUAUUCCAGUUCUCUGUGAAGACUCCUCUGUUCCAUUCGUAUUCAUUCCUUCCAAGGAAGACUUAGGAUCAGCUGGUGCCACCAAGAGACCUACUUCUUGUGUGAUGAUCGUUCCAGGCGGUGGAAAGUCCAAGAAGAAUGCAGACAAGACCGAUGAAUACAAGGAAUCAUUCGACGAGGUUGUCAAGGAAAUCCCAGCCUUAUAA